Messenger RNA from Aspergillus neoniger CBS 115656, 370 nucleotides. RefSeq lists its product as uncharacterized. The transcript has a single exon. NCBI's taxonomy places the organism in Eukaryota, Fungi, Ascomycota, Eurotiomycetes, Eurotiales, Aspergillaceae. The record is from RefSeq and is a predicted model, not a curated record. Bases 94 to 306 code for a protein of 70 amino acids.
AGAACAUGAUGUAACUUUACUUUUCCCUCCGAUUCAGUUUUUUUUCCUCUCUGAUCCAGAAAAAAGUCUCUCCUAGGAGUAAUCUGAUUCAAAAUGAACUGUUUCCUAAUUCUUCUUCUCUCCUUCAGUGAAAUGAUCUGCAUUCUGCAGGGCUUUUUUCUUCUUGUCAUGACUCGUGAGUCACAUAUGUGUGUACCCUACAUAUCCCCUAUCCCUUUCUUAGGCGUUGCCGUUGUUGCUGUUGCUGGUUUUGAUGCUUGCGAUGCUUGGCUGUCUUGUCUGCUGGUUUUCUUAUCUGGGGGUUGAGUAUGUACCGUAAGUAGUUAUGGGUAAAGGGGGUGCUUUCUCCGAGGAGAUAUAUCUAUCUGAG